CAAUGCGAAAAAUAAAAAAAACGAGGAGAUAUAAUAAUCUGAAAGCACCUCGCAAACGGUGAUCUCAGACACUGAUUCUUGUUGUCGCGUUACAUUCGAUUAUGCUACACACUUACAUGCUCCUCCGCAAUUGAAUUUUCAUAUUCACCUAAGUUGUUGUUGUUGUUGUUGUGUUCCGAUUAGAAUUUGUUGGAUCUGAUCGGAUUGGGGGAUCCAGCAUGUCCAAGUCUCUGCCCUACUCCAGAAAAGAUGUUGACUACGAUAACGCCAAGUUUCGUCACCGUUCUUUCUUCAAGGUUAUUACUCAGACCUUCCUCACAAGUAACCGAAAGCGUGAUUGUAUUAGCUGUAGUACUGGGAAGUUUCUGUUCUUGAUAUUGAUCUUUGGUCUAGUAUAUGUUGGGCUGACACAUAACCCAAUUCCAAGUCGUGUAGUUUCUCGAGAUCAAGUAUUUGGAAUUAGAAAGAAUGAAGAAAAUAACAGCACUACUAAUAAUGGUGUCGAAAGGUUAAAGAAGUUCUGGAGACGGGCGCCGAGGCUUCCUCCUCAAUUACCACCCGAUACUAAAAGGAGUAAUAAUGGUAUUGAUCAUGUACCUGAAACUACAGAUGUCAAAGCAUUGUGGAUUACUAGGCAACAGAAAGUUAAAGAAGCUUUUACUCAUGCGUGGUCGGGCUACAAAAAAUAUGCAAUGGGUUAUGAUGAACUUAUGCCGGUUAGCCAACAUGGAACGGAUGGAUUGGGGGGACUAGGGGCGACAGUAGUGGAUGCUCUUGAUACAGCUAUGAUAAUGGGUAUUGACGAAGUCGUUGCUGAAGCGGGAUCCUGGGUUGAAGAAAAUCUUUCCGAGAGAAUUAGCAAUAAAGGCCAAGUAAAUUUAUUUGAAACUACAAUACGAGUUUUGGGUGGGCUUUUAAGCGCAUAUCAUCUAAGUGGAGGGGAAAAAGGAAUGAACAUAAGUCAUGCCGGACCUAAACCGUCUGUUUAUCUAGAAACUGCUAAGAAUUUGGGUGACCGUCUGUUAUCUGCUUUCACAUCCAGUCCGACUCCCAUUCCAUUUAGUGACGUUAUUCUGCAUGAUUCUUCAUCACAUCCAGCUCCUGGUGGAUUGAGUAGCACAUCUGAAGUUUCCACGUUGCAGCUCGAGUUCAAUUAUCUCAGUUUUGUAUCUGGUGAUCAGAAAUAUAGUGUGGAGGCAAUGAAAGUCAUGGAACACAUAAAGACUCUUCCAAAGGUUGAAGGACUAGUUCCUAUCUACAUUAGCCCUCAUUCUGGCGAGUUUAGUGGAGACAAUAUUAGACUCGGAUCUCGUGGUGACAGUUACUAUGAGUAUUUACUUAAAGUAUGGCUUCAGAAUGGAGCUAGUACAGAUAACAGUACAUCGUAUUUAUACGACAUGUAUAAGGAAGCAAUGAAUGGUGUUAGGCAUCGUCUUGUUCAGAAAUCUGUUCCAAAUGAACUAGUUUUUGUUGGAGAAUUGCCUUCUGGACCAAAUGGUGGUUUCAGCCCGAAAAUGGAUCACCUGGUUUGUUUCUUAUCUGGAACUCUUGCACUUGGUGCCACUAAAGGCCUUACAAAGAAACAGGCAAUGGAAAACAAUAUGCUUAACUUUGAAGACCUAGAAAACUUGAAGCUUGCAGAAGAUUUAGCUAAAACAUGCUUUGAGAUGUACUCAGUGACUUCAACUGGUCUGGCUCCUGAAAUUGCUUACUUUCAUACCCAGGAAUUUUCUGAACAAGGUCAUGAAGGAGGAAAUAAGAGCUCAGAAUAUAUUAACGACAUCAUAAUAAAGCCUGCUGACCGCCAUAAUCUCUUGAGACCCGAGACUGUGGAGUCGCUCUUUGUUUUAUACCGUAUUACAGAAGAUCUAAAAUAUCGUGAAUGGGGUUGGCAAAUCUUUGAAGCCUUUGAAAAGUACACAAAGAUUGAAACUGGUGGAUAUAGUUCUUUGGACGACGUAACUAUUAUUCCUCCUCCUAAAAGAGAUAAAAUGGAGACUUUCUUCCUAGGAGAAACACUUAAGUAUUUAUACUUGCUUUUUGGGGAAAGCUCCCAUAUUCCAUUGGACAAAUUUGUUUUUAACACAGAAGCACAUCCUAUACCAAUCAAUUUGAAGAAAUGAGUUUUAUUCAUUAGAGGCUUUCAAUAGACGGUUUUUAGAAAUCCAGAUUGCGUUGGCACAAUGUUAGAUGCUUCUUUGAAGUUACUAUGGCAUCUCUCUGACUCUGAUCAAGAGUGCUUCUGGUUGUAAAGGAGUUAAAUAGCUUGGAUCUCAAGGAAAAUAGAAACUAUCCAAUAUUGUUUAAAACAUACAUUACAUCAGCAAACAUGCUGCAGAGGCUGUCACUCAAUUAUAUGACUUUUUUUUUUCUUGGAUUUACUACUAGACUUCUUGAUGAGUGUAAAUUGUUUCAACAAUCAUAAACCAAGAGCACCUUUUGUAAUUGAUUUGUAUGAUUUUCCAAUAUCUUGAUGGAAUACUUGGCAUUUUCAAAA
Vicia villosa (hairy vetch) is the source of this 2497-nucleotide messenger RNA. Its product is annotated as mannosyl-oligosaccharide 1,2-alpha-mannosidase MNS3. Gene Ontology annotation, cellular component: endosome; endoplasmic reticulum; trans-Golgi network. The record is from RefSeq and is a predicted model, not a curated record. Gene Ontology annotation, molecular function: calcium ion binding; mannosyl-oligosaccharide 1,2-alpha-mannosidase activity. Gene Ontology annotation, biological process: N-glycan processing; carbohydrate metabolic process. NCBI's taxonomy places the organism in Eukaryota, Viridiplantae, Streptophyta, Magnoliopsida, Fabales, Fabaceae. The transcript is spliced from 6 exons. Bases 219 to 2123 code for a protein of 634 amino acids.